ACAUUAGUGCUACGGUUGAGACCAAGAUCGCACAGUCCACCGCACGUUAGCUGGGCAAAAGGCGUUAUUGACAAUGAGCAUUUGGGACGGUUGAAGAGCAACUGUUGCUGCAUUUGGGUGAAGCCUCGGAAAUGGGAUGAUCCGUCAAGUUGGGAACAGGACGAACAUGAGACUGAGCAUUGCCGGGGACACACCUUACCGCCACCAAAACGUGAUCCUUCACCGAACGAACAAUAG
Molecule: messenger RNA, 237 nt
Organism: Anisakis simplex (herring worm)
Lineage: Eukaryota; Metazoa; Nematoda; Chromadorea; Rhabditida; Anisakidae
Source: the annotation of a GenBank genome assembly